AUGGCAGGAGAUUCUUCACCGCAUCAACUCUCGCCUUCUCAGAAUGAAGAUCUUAACCUCCCCAACGCUCCACCAGCACCCGGCGUUGACCGGGACGGAAUUGAAGAUGAUACCGUAGUAAAGUCUGAGAACCAGCCGCCUGUGUCACUGGAAGACUUAUUUGAGGGCGGUGGUGAUGACGACGAUCUUGGAAGCGGCGUCCCUACGUCCAGCGAAGCUAACAUCCCCUCUUCACCACCUGAAUCGGCACCGGGCUCAUCAGAAAACGCCACUGCGACUUUACAGCAGGAGUCAUAUUCCGAUCCGGCCAUAAUGAAACAGUUCUAUGCCCGACUUUUUCCCUUUCGAGCCCUUUUCCAGUGGCUCAACCACUCCCCUAAACCAGGACCAGAUUUCACCAACCGAGAGUUCGCAUUGACCCUUCCGAACGACGCGUAUCUUCGAUAUCAAUCCUACCCUACAGCGGACUUGCUACGCAAAGACAUCUUGCAACAUAUUCCUUCUCGGUUUGAAAUUGGUCCAGUCUACACUACAAACCCAAGGGAGCGAAAGACGCUGAGGAACAGCUCCAUGCUCAGACCCUUGAGUAAAGAGAUUGUCUUCGACAUUGAUUUGACGGACUACGACGACAUUCGUACAUGCUGUGAAAAGGCAAACAUUUGUUCCAAAUGCUGGUCCUUCGCCACAAUGGCAAUUAAAGUCGUCGAUGUUGCCCUGAGAGAAGACUUUGGCUUUGAACACAUCAUUUGGAUUUAUUCCGGACGUCGCGGCGUCCACGCCUGGAUCAGUGAUAAGAAAGCCAGAAAAUUAGACGACGACAAACGCAAAGCUAUCACCGGGUACUUCGAAGUGUUGAAGGGAGGUGUGCAAGGUGGCAAACGAGUGAAUCUCAAGCGGCCACUGCACCCCCACAUUGCUCGAAGCCUGGAGAUUUUGAAGCCAUACUUUCAGCAGGUCUUGAUCGACCAGGAUCCUUUCAUGUCUCAGAAAGGACAAGACCGUCUCCUCCAGUUGCUUCCAGACAAGGCGCUGAACGAGGCCCUGGUCAAGAAGUGGUCAAGCAGCCCAGACCGACCGAGCAUCAGGAAAUGGGAAGAUAUCGAUGCUCUGGCCAAGACUGGUGUCAGCAAGACCUUGGACACCAAGGCCUUGGUCGAAGCAAAGCAAGAUAUUCUCCUCGAAUACACAUAUCCGAGGCUGGAUGUGGAAGUCGGCAAGAAGCGAAUCCAUUUGCUGAAAAGUCCCUUUGUCGUGCACCCUGGCACAGGACGAGUAUGCGUGCCCAUCACAGCCGGUGGUGACAUGAGCCGAGCCGAGUCCUUUGACCCGCUCUCCGUGCCCAAGCUCAACGAACUACUCAGAGAAGUUGAUCAAUUUGGCAGUAACGACGAACCUGACGAACGAGCAAACGGGUAUAUUGAGGAUGGCGUCACAAUGAGGAAGCUGAAUGAUUGGGAAAAGACCAGUCUCAAACCCUACGUCGAACUGUUUGACGCAUUUGUCAAAUCCUUGCUCAAGAGCGAAAUGGUUCGAGUGAAAAGAGAACGGGACGAAGACGGAGUCACCGGAGCCGACGGGAUGGAAUUUUGA
Molecule: messenger RNA, 1590 nt
Organism: Cladophialophora psammophila CBS 110553
Lineage: Eukaryota; Fungi; Ascomycota; Eurotiomycetes; Chaetothyriales; Herpotrichiellaceae
Product: DNA primase small subunit
Exons: 1
Coding region: 1-1590 (529 amino acids)
Biological process (GO): DNA replication, synthesis of primer
Cellular component (GO): alpha DNA polymerase:primase complex
Source: RefSeq, a predicted model, not a curated record